Molecule: messenger RNA, 1036 nt
Organism: Paralichthys olivaceus (Japanese flounder)
Lineage: Eukaryota; Metazoa; Chordata; Actinopteri; Pleuronectiformes; Paralichthyidae
Gene: anapc16
Product: anaphase promoting complex subunit 16
Biological process (GO): protein ubiquitination
Cellular component (GO): anaphase-promoting complex; cytosol; kinetochore
Source: RefSeq, a predicted model, not a curated record
GCGGCGGCAGCGCUGCAUCCGCAUAGUUGUCAAAUCUGCGGCCGGAGCGUAAACCGCUGCGUGUGUCGCAAAGUGGGAGGAAGACCACAACUACACAAACAAACAACAGAAACAACUGCGCGGAUUUAGAGUCGAUGCAGAUUCAUCCGGACAUCAACGGUUUCUAACACGAUGGCUGCGUCCUCUUCGUCCUCCUCUGCGGGGGGUGUAAGCGGCAGCUCGGUGACAGGAUCCGGAUUCAGCGCUUCAGAGCUCAUCCCCCCCAGGAAAGUGCUGUACACAUAUCCUAAAGGUGCAGGAGAGAUGAUGGAAGAUGGCUCCGAUAGAUUUUUGUGUGAGUCUGUAUUCAGCUACCAAGUGGCCUCAACACUGAAACAGGUCAAACACGAUCAACAAGUGUCUCGAAUGGAGAAACUGGCGAGCUUGGUGGAGGAGCUGGAAGCGGACGAGUGGCGGUACAAACCAAUCGAACAGCUGCUGGGAUUUACACCAUCUUAAGUAAAGAGACCCAGAUGCCUUUGGUUAAUAAAUCAGCCAAAUAUAAGGAAAUGGGAAGGAGAUACUUUUAUUUCAGUUCAUAAAUUAUAUCCCUCCUUUUAUGGGUUUAUGUGUGAAAUGUUACCUGGAGAUAUAAAAUGUGAGAUGUAAUAUUUUAUCACUCCUUUUAUUGUAUGAACAUGGUUUACUUAUUACUUUAAAAGCAACUUGUUAUUUGACGCUCCAUAUCAAGAUAAACUCUGCUUUACUAAAAUCUUCUUUAAUAUCUGAACAUAUUAAACUUUUGUAAUAGAUUGUUGAUACUUUUUCAACUGGUUUAAGCUAAUAAAUUGCUGCCAGUCCAAUGUGCUCUAAGCUGGAGAUAAGAAAAUUCUUUGCUAACGUAAUAAAUCUCUUGAAGUGAGACAUUGUUUUUCCCCUUGGCUGCUCUGUAACUCAUGAAUCUGAAAACCUGGUGCCUGUUCAGUCCGCCCUCCUCUCUGUGGAUCUCUGAGAAAACAGAGAAAGCUUGUAAAUAAAGUCGAACUUCAACAUGUCA